AUGACAAAUCUAUGCCAGAAAGUAGAAAAAAUAGAAACAGAAGUACAGAAUCUGAAAACUAAUAGUCAGCAGCAUGACUCUAAAAAUGCGGAGCUAGGUCAGCAGCAUGACCAAAAACAUGCGGAGCUACAAGGAGACGUUGGGAAACUCCGAAAAACCCAUAACAAUGUUUGUUCAAAUGCAGCUACAGCCAGCACAUCUACAGCAGGACAAUCUACAAAAAAGGAGGAGGCUAAGCCAGGAACUAAUCCAAAUCUAAUAGCAACUUGCUACAACUAUGGCUUGCUAAGCACAGUAUAUACAGUAAAAGGAGAUGAGAUAUCCAAGAUACUGGAACUAUAUAAAGCAUUUUUGCAAUAUAAGAGGAUAACUAAAGGCAGUCUUUUCUAUAUAAAGUUUUAUGCAGCUACAGCAGAAAUACUAUAUGACGAAGUCAAACCUACAAUCCAAGUUAUAAAAAUUGGAUUAACAAGGGAAAUGAUAAUCCCUGAGAAGAUAGAUACCCAGGAAGAGAUACAGAAAGUAGAUAUUCCGGAAUUCUAUGCAAACAAGAGAACUAUCGGAAUAGCUACCAUAUUAAACGAGAUAACAAAUAAUUAUUUAAACGAAAAUGCAAUAUGGACAUAUUACAACAGAGACCAGACAAUUAUCUAUUCAAACUGCAGAGAUAUAAGAGAAGCAGAUAUGGAAGAGUUAAGACAAUGGAUAUUAAGUCUACUUAGACCAGAAACUACACCCACAACAAGAGCUAUUCGGAAGAACUUCAUUUCCUCCAAUCUAAUGACAAGAUACUGUAAAUUGAUUGGGCAAAAAUAUCCGGAUCACCUAUGCUCAAAGUGUGAAGGAGAAGAAAAUUACAUACCAGAUGUACAAUUAGAAUAA
Molecule: messenger RNA, 882 nt
Organism: Solanum pennellii
Lineage: Eukaryota; Viridiplantae; Streptophyta; Magnoliopsida; Solanales; Solanaceae
Exons: 2
Coding region: 1-882 (293 amino acids)
Source: RefSeq, a predicted model, not a curated record